UCUGUAUCGAUGGUCUUAUAGGACGUGAUCAUAUUUGUAGUGAGAAUUUUCUAUUUGCAAAAGCAUCCACUGAUGUGGCAAUUCCCGACGACACAUUUGAGGACAUAUUUAAAAACUUUGGGUUUUAUUCGAUUCAGUAUAUCAAAGUUUUUGGUAAAAUUGUUAGGCCGGCAUUAUGCGGAAGCUCCGUUCACGUGACCUUAUCUCUACCUACGUUAAGGCAGAGAUAG
Molecule: messenger RNA, 230 nt
Organism: Dentiscutata erythropus
Lineage: Eukaryota; Fungi; Glomeromycota; Glomeromycetes; Diversisporales; Gigasporaceae
Source: the annotation of a GenBank genome assembly